This is a messenger RNA of Dipodomys spectabilis (banner-tailed kangaroo rat), 2576 nucleotides long. It is a transcript of the gene Osgin2, whose product is annotated as oxidative stress induced growth inhibitor family member 2. The record is from RefSeq and is a predicted model, not a curated record. Bases 65 to 1711 code for a protein of 548 amino acids. The transcript has 6 exons. Lineage: Eukaryota; Metazoa; Chordata; Mammalia; Rodentia; Heteromyidae.
CGCCGGGGAGAGCGGCGACGGCGGCCGCGCUCGAGCGCUGCUCGCGCCCUCGGCGCCCCGCUCCAUGCCGGUGUGGUGCUGCCGCUGCUCCCUGGCCGGUCAUUUCAGAAACUAUAGUGAAACUGAAACAGAAGGAGAGAUUUUUAAUUCCUUAGUGCAAUAUUUUGGUGAUAAUUUGGGGCAAAAAGCGAUGCCAUUAGUUGAAGAAACUUCAUUACUUGAAGAUUCAGCAGUGACUUUGCCUGUGGUAAUUAUAGGAAAUGGACCCUCAGGAAUAUGCCUUUCUUAUAUGUUAUCUGGCUAUAGACCAUAUUUAUCAUCGGAAGCAAUACAUCCAAAUACAAUCCUACAUAGUAAAUUAGAAGAAGCAAGACAUCUUUCCAUCGUUGAUCAGGACUUAGAAUACUUGUCUGAGGGACUUGAGGGCCGAUCAUCUAAUCCAGUUGCGGUACUUUUUGACACACUUCUUCAUCCAGAUGCUGACUUUGGAUAUGAUUACCCAUCUGUUUUGCACUGGAAACUAGAACAGCAUCAUUAUAUCCCUCAUUUAGUGCUUGGUAAAGGUCCACCUGGUGGAGCUUGGCAUAAUAUGGAAGGCUCCAUGUUGACAAUCAGCUUUGGAAAUUGGAUGGAGUUACCUGGACUUAAAUUUAAAGAUUGGGUGACUAGCAAACGAAGGAAUCUAAAAGGUGAUCGAGUAAUGCCAGAAGAAAUAGCUCGCUACUAUAAACAUUAUGUAAAAGUCAUGGGUCUUCAGCAAAAUUUCAGAGAGAAUACUUAUAUAACCUCCGUAUCAAGACUUUACAGAGAUCAAGACGAUAAUGACAACCAAGACAAAGCUAUUUCAAGGAAGCAUUUACAGAUAGAGAAGUCAAAAUUGAUCAAGAGAAACUGGGAAAUUAGAGGUUACCAGCGAAUAGCAGAUGGUUCUCACGUUCCCUUUUGUCUCUUUGCUGAGAAUGUAGCUCUGGCAACUGGAACAUUGGAUUCUCCUGCCCAUCUGGAAAUUGAAGGGGAAAAUUUUCCUUUUGUGUUUCAUUCAAUGCCUGAAUUUGGAGCGGCUGUAAACAAAGGAAAACUGCGUGGCAAAGUGGAUCCAGUGUUAAUUGUAGGUUCUGGGCUCACUGCAGCUGAUGCAGUACUUUGUGCUUAUAACAAUAAUAUCCCUGUGAUCCAUGUAUUUCGCAGACGAGUAACUGAUCCAAGCUUAAUCUUCAAACAGCUUCCCAAAAAGCUUUAUCCUGAGUAUCAUAAAGUGUAUCAUAUGAUGUGUACUCAGUCAUAUUCUGCAGACUCAACCCUUUUAUCUGAUUAUACCAGCUUUCCUGAGCACCAUGUGCUUUCUUUUAAGUCGGACAUGAGAUGCAUUCUUCAAAGUGUCUCUGGAUUGAAGAAAAUCUUUAAGCUUUCUGCUGCAGUAGUAUUGAUAGGUUCUCAUCCUAAUCUGUCUUUUCUGAAGGAACAAGGGUGUUACCUAGGACACAAUUCAAGCCAGCCAGUCACAUGUAAGAGUAAUCCUGUGGAAAUUGAUGUAUAUACCUAUGAAUGUGUUAAAGAAGCCAACCUUUUUGCAUUGGGCCCUUUGGUUGGAGAUAAUUUUGUUCGAUUUUUGAAGGGAGGGGCAUUGGGUGUUACUCGCUGUUUAGCUGUAAGACAGAAGAAAAAGCAGCAUUUGUUUGUUGAAAGAGGAGGAGGAGAUGGGAUAGCUUAAAGCAAGUUUACAAGUAACUCAAAUGGACAGUCUAUCAUUAAAAAUUUUAAUAGUGGUUUUGCAGUGAUUGCCUAGAAUUUACUGGACUUGAAUGAAUUGGAGGAAAGUAUCAAGCUAUGGUAACUUCAUUUUUAAAGUUACCAGAACUUGGUGUCAUGAUUUAUAUAAUGUAUCAAAGGUGUCUCUGUUGGACAAAUAGAAACACUGCCAAGCUUUCAUUUGACUAGAACAUUCUUUUCUUCCAAGACCUAUUUUUCUUACAGUUUUUGUUACUUAUAUUUGAUUCAAAACAUCAUCCCUGGAAUCUAUAAAGCUAUAUAGUCCUAGUAGGACAGAAAUAGUUAGUCAUAUUUGGGUCACCUUCUUGUUCAAAGUUUGAGCCAAGGAACACAAUCAUCGGCUUCAUCUGUAGCUUGUUAGAAAUGUAUGUUCUCAAGUCCCAUAACAUACUGCUUAAUCAGAAACUCAAUUCUUGCAAGAUCCCCAUCCCCAAAGGCUGUAUGUUCCUUAAAGUUUUGAGACUGUUCUAAAUAAACGGUGUAUAAGGUAUGUAUGAUAUGUAUAGUGGGGUAAGGUAGGUGCAGGAGGCAUUUUCAACUCAGGUGCGUUAAUUUAUUUUGAAAUUAUCAGUUGUAUAAAUUAAUUUAUUACCAAAUAUUAUGAUCUUUUGAAAAAUAUUUUUAUUGUUGAAACCUUGACAGGUACUUCAUAGUCUUCUAAUAAUGUAAACAUUCCAAUAAUGUUGGUAACACUUUGACAUUCGGGAACCCCCUAAAAUACUUGUCAGAGAUUUGUUCUCUACUUACCUAUCAUAACAUCGAACUAAUCUGAUUUACAAUUCAAUAAAUUGUGGAUGGAACUACUU